Molecule: messenger RNA, 1557 nt
Organism: Fraxinus pennsylvanica
Lineage: Eukaryota; Viridiplantae; Streptophyta; Magnoliopsida; Lamiales; Oleaceae
Source: the annotation of a GenBank genome assembly
AUGGAUUUCUUUGGAGAGGCUAAGGCUGUUAAACUAAGAAGUCACUUGAACAAAUACCUAGUAGCCGAUGAUGAUCAAGUAUCCACUCGGCAAAGUAGAAACGGUGCUGCACGAAAAGCCCGGUGGCUAGUCGAGCAAGUCGACAGCAACGACCACGUCGUCCGCCUCAAAAGCUGCCACGGCCGGUAUCUCACCGCCUCGGACGAGGGUUUUCUAUUAGGCAUGACAGGUAACAAAGUCCUCCAAACCCUGCCGGAAAACGUCAAGGACUUUAAAAUUCAGUGGCAGCCUAUAAGGGAUGGAUUUCAAGUGAGGCUAAGGGCCUUCGGAGGCACAUAUUUACGUGCGAAUGGAGGCACGCCACCUUGGCGGAAUUCGAUUACACAUGAUAGUCCUUAUACUUCUUCUACACAUAAUUGGAUUUUAUGGGAUGUAGAGGCCAUUGAAAUUCCAGAAAAUGAAUCCUUGACACAUUAUUUAUCGAUGGUUUCGAGUUUUUCGUCGGUUUCGGAUGAACUGUCAGGGUUGGAGCUCGGGUCACCGGAAUCGAUCCACUCCGGUUACUCUCCCUCCCCCAGAUUACACUCUUGUUACUCUCCCUCCCCCAGAUUAUCAAUGAAGAAGAGCAAUUUGAGCUUGACAACAAGAACUACAGCAAUGGAUCUUUUCCAAAACGCCAAGGCAGUGAGACUCAAAAGUGUCCACAACAAGUAUUUAACGGCGGAAGAAGAUGAAGAAUCAGUGGCCCAACAUCGGACUGGUUCAUCAAAGAAUGCAAAAUGGACAGUAGAAUUUGUCGAAAAUUCCGACAACAUAAUCCGCCUCAAAAGCUGUUAUAACAAGUACUUAACAGCAUCAAACAAGCCAUUUUUGCUGGGUAUGACGGGGCGUAAGGUGCUGCAAACAAUACCUGGGAGGCUCGAUUCUUCGGUCGAAUGGGAACCCAUUCGAGAGGGCAGUUCUGUGAAGCUCAAGACGAGGUAUGGGCAGUUUUUGAGGGCCAAUGGCGGGUUGCCGCCGUGGAGAAACUCAGUUACACAUGAUAUUCCUCAUCGGACUGCGACCAAAGAUUGGGUUUUGUGGGAUGUCCAUGUGGUUGAAAUCUUGGUUAUGUCACCGACGCCGGUGGCGCCGCCAGUUUUGGCUGCUGACUCUGAUUCGUUUGCUUCUGAUACUAGUUCACCGUCUGCUCCUUCCUUAAAUUCUGCAAGCUUUUCCAGACCAGAGUCUAAUGAUUCUUUGGUUAGUUCACCACCGAAGGGGAGCGAUGGCAGAUUGAUUUAUUUUCAUAUAGCCAAUGAAUAUGGGGAAAUUGACGAGGGAUUUGAGGAGCUCUGUACUACAUUUAAGGGAAAUGGAGUUCGAGAAUUGACGAAAAAGUUAGAGGAGGAAUUGGGAGUUGAUGAUAUUACUGUAUGUACACGAAGUCCAUUGAAUGGAAAGCUUUAUCCUCUUCGUUUACAGCUUCCUCCCAAUAAUGCAACUAUGCACGUUGUUGUGAUUCCGACCUCAUCAAAAGAAUCAGGAGAUUUGAUAACAUUAGGAAUGCCAUUGUAG